This is a messenger RNA of Pocillopora meandrina, 6084 nucleotides long. The record is from the annotation of a GenBank genome assembly. Lineage: Eukaryota; Metazoa; Cnidaria; Anthozoa; Scleractinia; Pocilloporidae.
AUGGCAUCCGAGCUGCCUUCUUUGACAGGAAAAGUAUGUAUUGUGACGGGAGCUUCCAGGGGAAUUGGCAAAGGUAUUGCUUUGAUGUUGGCCAAGGCAGGAGCUACUGUUUAUAUCACAGGCAAGUAACAAAAAUAGAAUUUUUAGUUAGAAAAGGUAUACUCAAGAUUGAUUCUCUCUUAAUUUUACCUCCUCUACAAGUGGAACAUAAAAAGAGAUGAAGGAAGGAGACUGUUUGACAGUUUAUACAUAGACUGUCAAAGAUACUUACUGGUGUCACUUCCCAUGACUAACUUGGAUAAAUAACUACUGCAGCAAAUUUUUGGAGUCUGUUAAACAAUUUUGUAUUCUGUCUGAAGGAAAGGGUUGGACAGACAAUACAUUUUAGACACUCAUCCUUACUUGAAUUUGCAGGCAGGACUCUUGAUGCUGCACAAGGCAAGCAAGGGUCAUUGAGGGAAACAGCUGAAAAGGUAUUUGCAAAAAAGAGACAGUGGCUUGAAUUUCAUUUCAGUGUAAAGUUCUAGUCACAUUGGUUACAGUAGGUUGUGAAAUGUGGCGUACUUUAUUAAGCUGCAAAUCACCAUCAAGUGAAAGCAGUAUGUUGAUCAAAUGGGCAUGCUUAGGACAGGAGGUGGGAUUGAGAGGUCCAGCUGCAAGCCUUGUUUUUAGCAAGACACUUUACUCUCACAGUGUCUUCCAACUAGAGAAAAAGGGCUCCCUUCUGGUAUUUGCUUUUAUAUGUUCUCAUAUCUUUUCUCACUUCAACAAAAAAAAAUUGUCAUACUUAUUCUUUCUAACUUACACCUGGAAAUACUAAAUUGUGUAAUGAAGGCAUAUAUAGGUUAAAGAUAGUCAUCUUUUUUCUCUAAUCAUUGUGUGGAGAGCAAGUAAAAUAUGAGCUGCAAGUAUAAUAAUAAAUGCACAGAGGAAGGAAUGGGGAAGUAGAGGAAAAAAAAGAAGAAAAGCAUCCCUAUGCCUGUUAAGUUAUUAGGUUGUCAUCAUCAACAUACAUGCAUAAGAGUGACCAGCAUCUAAUUUCUCCUUACCGUAAUUCUGCUAAAUCAUUUAUUAAAGUCAUGAGAAUAAAGAGAAUUAUCAUGGACUUUAGUAGCUUUGAUUGUUAAAUGAAUUCUCUUUGUCAGUAACAAAGAAAAUUGAUUGAGUGGAGUGUGGAGAAUAUGGAAACUGGUCUUAAGGUGUGAAGGGUUAAUACAGUAUGAAUUUUGUAAAUUUACCAUAGAUUGGUCAGGAGAGUGCUGGUCAAUGUAUUCCUGUUAAGUGUGACCAUGGAAAUGAUGAGGAAGUAAAAAAAUUGUUUGAAAAAGUCAGUCAAGAACAAAAUGGGCGACUGGAUGUUCUUGUGAACAAUGCUUACAAAGGAGUUAAGGUGAUGCAUAUCUGUGAUAAAUAAGUAAGUGCAUAACAGCUGUCAUCCACUUUAUAAACAGAACAUAUCAGUGUCCAUACUGAGGUGAAGGAUCAGAGAAUUUUGUGCACAUCACUAUUUGAAGAAAGUUAGUGUACUGUAUUUGUGAUAAUCUAGAUAGAUUAAUAAAAGCCGCUAUCCAUACUUCACCUGUAUUCAUGAGCAUGUGCAAUGCAUUCUUGGAUACAGCGGAUUAAAAAAGGGAACAGGACCUGUCUCACACCUCCCUUGUUUUGUGGCCUUGCAUUACUAUUUAAGGCAGGGAGUACUUUUAAAGGAACUGUAUCACAAUGCACUUAUAAUUUACUAACUUGCUAUCCUUCACCCUUAGGCAAUAUUGGAGACUGCUGGGAAACCAUUUUAUGAACAGGUCAGUCAAAAUAAUACUUCUCCUGAUGAAGACUGUCUUAUGAAACAGCUUUUGCAAGUUUGGUUCAGACUCUUAGCUAGUUUGCAUUUUAUUUAAAGGCAUAGUUAAAAAACCCUAAAAAUAUAUUGGAUGCAGUCUUUAAAAAAAAAAAAUGAUUGACUCCAUAUCUUUGUCCUCUAUCUAGUCAGUGGAGAUGUGGGACGAGGUCAACAAUGUGGGCUUAAGGUAAUUAUUGAUCAUAAUUCUUUAUGAGAAGUGUUUUUAAGUUAUAUUUAGUUUGCAGUACUUAGGGCGAAUUCACUGAUGUUACAAACUUGCAAUUGUAUAUUCUUGGAUAUGCCUGGUUUUGAAUUGGAGUAACAGUGGGACAGUUAGAGGAGGUGGUGGGAAAAGGUGGAAGACAUUGUCAGCCCUCUCCUGUCUCCAUCCUUGACUGUUACUCACACCCGCUUGGUGCAAAUUUAUUUUUUUCAUUCCAACCAGUCUUCUGCUUCUGUAAAAAUCAAAGAUGGCAGGUAUGAUUUCACAGAGAAAAUACUGAGCACUUAUUUGCCAGGUAUAUUUAGCACUGCAAUUGUGUAGCAGUUGCUAAUUAUCCUUGUUUAUUGAAUAUGAUUCCAGCUCAAUUCAUGAAAUAAAACAAACUAAAGCUAUAUUAGUUUGAGUAGCCCUUCCAAAGUAUGAAAAAUUGCAGUUUGGCUGACUGUCUAACCAACUGUCUGAUUGACAGACGUACUGAUUAACUAUCUGACUAUCUCUCCAACUGACUGACUAUAUAGCUGACUCACAGGAUGACUGAUGGUUGAAAGACUGGAUGACUGGCCCACUGGCUGAUUUACUGAUUGACUGAUAAACUGAAUGACUCAGUGACUUUGGGUGUCUACCAGCUUACUGAUCAGACCAACUGCUUGACUCAUCAACUGAAUGACAGACCAUAACUUGAUGAACUGAGUCACUGACUGAGUUGCCUGAUACUUAGUCUUUUCUGUUGACUUAUUUUCCAUUAAAGAUCCAGUUAUGUGGCUGCAUGGCAUGCAGCUAAGAUGAUGGUUCCAGCAAAACAGGGGCUCAUUGUCAAUGUGUCAUCAGCCGGAGGCUUAAGAUAUCUCUUUAAUGUUGCAUAUGGCGUCGGCAAAGCUGCAGUAAGUACCCCCCCUUCUCUUACCACCUUCCCCCCUCCCCUCCCUUCUCUCCCCCUCCCCUCCCUCCCUUUUCUUACCCCUUCCCUUACACAACAUGUUUGUGCUAUUAUAUCGUACAUUGAAAGUUAUUUCAAUGGUUUCUGCCGGUUUCAGCGACUUUGCGAAAACUUUAUCCCAUAAUAGCCGAAUUAAGUACCAGCGGCAUGUGAUAAACAGACUAAGAUGUUCUCAACCGUCUCAUCGUAAUAUUCUCAUUUCACCCAGACGGACAGAAUGGCUGCAGACAUGGCUGUGGAACUACGCAAACAGAACGUGGCGUGUGUCUCUCUGUGGCCAGGAGCCGUGAAGACUGAGAUUGUGACGGACUUGAUUCUCAGCAAAGCAGAUCAAGGAGGAAAGGUACUCUUCAAUUAUAAAUGCUAUGUUUAAUAGAGGUUAGGGCAGGGGCACUAGCAAUUUUGAAUUGAGUAUCAAAAGUAUUCCAAGAGUGCAUAAGUUUUCGCGUUGUGAUUGGUCUGGAAGUUGAGAGCCACCUCCUCUACCAAUCAAAUGCGACUAGGUCACCCACGUUUUCCCGCGCCUCGUGCGGUCCUUAUCUUUGGUGCAUUGUCAUUGGCUACUUGUUGUAAUCCACGGUUUGCUUGGGCUCAGCUCUCAUCAGCUAUGACGGGAUAGGAAUCUCGAUGUCAUAACCAAACUGUUCAAUAGCUUGUGAACUGGAUGUCAUUAACUCUGUGCCGGGUGCGAUCUGCAAAGCCAAGCGCCUCGUGGGCUCGUUUUUCGCUGCUUCACUUCUCGUGCCACAAAGCUUGUGACAAUCUGCUUGCCGGCUCAGAGUAUGUAAGUAUUUCUUCCGUCUUACGUUUUUUAGGCAAGUAAAGCCGCCACAAUUUUCAAAGACGCUGAAGAUGUCACGUUCUCCGGCAAAGCUGUGGCGUGGCUUGCAUCAGGUACUCCUAUCAUUGUCUAUAUGAGUAUUGCGCAACACAGUUUUCAUACAGAAGGUUUCGCUCAGUUACGUUGUAUUUCAUGGUCUGGUUUUACUUUACUCUCGACCUCACUGAUCCUUGCAGUUUGCCAGACGCUUAUCUCAUAUCAAUCUAGAAAUGGCCUAGCUAAUCACAACGCCCUCUGAAAUCCAGUGGUUGAGUAUCGGAGCACGGAAUUAUUACGUUCGCUUCGUUAUGAAGACUCAAUAGAUUUUUCCUUUUUUUUCCACCCUCGCGAUGAUACAAGAAAAGUAUCAUCCUUAAUUCUUCAUUGCAACGUUAUUAUUCUUCAAUAGUUGUUACAAAUGGAUGUGAGAGCUUUCGACUACAUUGUAAAAUCACCCCACAUGCCACACGCCUUCUUCAUUUGUUCUGACGUCUGAAAUUUGAUUACCCCUUUCAGAUAGCGAUAUCAUGAAAAAGACUGGUCGGAUUCUAAUAGUGGCAGAGUUGGCCAAAGAAUACGGUUUCAAAGAUGUUGGAGGUAUGUGGACUCUCAGAAUAGGAGAGAAAAUUCAAAAUAGAUACCAUGUUGCCGUUUGUCUCUACAGUGACAGAUCACAGAUAUCGUCAAAAUAUGGUUAGAACAAAAAAAGUGGCACAUGAGGCGCAGCCGAGUGUUUCACUGAUGUUCUUAACCCUUCAGCACCCAAGAUCUGAUCGUUAAUUCUCCCCUCUAGCUGCUACACAAUUCUUUGUAAAUCAGCCACGAGACUUGGGUGUAAGAUCAAGAUGACAACUUCUACCUGAUAAUUUUGAGUAUUCUCAUUAACCCUUUGCUGAAAAAGAUAUGGAUAUAAUAGGGAGAAGUUACAUGUCAGUUACUUCUGGGAGUCAAAGGGUUAAGACAUCUGAUGUCUUUAGUGAUCUAUUACUGUACAAGCAUAAGGCAACAUAGAAUCUAAGAUGCUGAUAAUUUGGACGCUUUGGAUGUACCUGUCCUCUAAUAGAUCAUAUGUAAGAACCAAUCAAAAAAUUCGUGUAUAAUUCAGCUUAUCGUAUAAUAUGAUGUAGUUACAUGUUUCCUCCUGGAUGAGAUGUUGGACCAUCGUGGGUUCCCGCCCCCUUCCUCAUUAUCAUUCUCAAUUUUGUUAUCACCAUAAUCAGCAUCUGCAUCAUCAUCAUCAUCAUCAUCAUCAUCAUCAUCAUCAUCAUCAUCAUCAUCAUCAUCAUCAUCAUCAUCAUCAUCAUCAUCAUCAUCAUCAUCAUCAUCAUCAUCAUCAUCAUCGUCAUUAUCACUAGCAUUAUCAUUAUUAUUAUUCUUGUCCCUGAAGGGUACCCAAGGAUGAAAGAUACAUGACUUUUUUUCGAAAUUGUUCCACUUUCUGUGUACCAGAAAUCACAGCUUAUGAGAAGCUCAACAACUAAUUAUGUCAUAGUUGAGCAAUUCAGUUUGUAGUAGUACAGACAAGAGGAAAUCUUGGUUCUUUCUUGUAGGAACUCAACCGUUGUCCAUUCGUCAAGUGAAGUUUCAUCUGGAGAGGUCCUACCCCUCUGUCGCCUGGAUGAUGCCUGAGUUUGUCUAUGUCCCGGCUUGGUUAGUGGCAGCUGCAACUCACAAACUCUGAUCACGUGAUUGAUCGACUCCCACCGGCUCAACAUGUGUUUAAUUACAAAAAUGAAAUCGCUAUUUGAAAUAGUGGCUGAUGAGUAAAGAGAUUUUAUUUUGGUGAUUGGGGGGUAUGAUAUUGUCAUCGGUAAGUGAUUAUGAUAAUGUGGUAAUAUAAAUUUUAAUAAAUAAAUGGGAAAAACCUGGAACAACCUUUUGAAUUGAAGUCCUUGAAUUAUAGCCCGACAUUUUGAAGCAGAUCAAAAUAUUGUAUCCGUUAUUUUUAACUAGAGUUUUGAGUUGGAGCCAUGACAGAGUUAUGUAGCGUGUGGUAAGAGAAACCCAGUCCAGUGCGUAAUUGAAAAAAAGAGGUCUAUGGUGGAAGGCAUCUUUUUCAGCAUUAUCAAUGGUAUACGAUUUUCGCCUUUUGCUGGACAACAUAACCACGACGACAUAGUUGCGUAGGCGAAAUAACGGGGAAACUAAAACUGGAGCGAAUCAAAGCAAAACUAGCGCAAUUUCGCUUUCUAAUGGCGUUAAGUUACUGAAUAAAAAUGGUUUUCAAGUAGAAAAAAAUUCAUCUCUCUAUUUUAAGGUAGAUUUAG